Ceratotherium simum simum (southern white rhinoceros) is the source of this 939-nucleotide messenger RNA. RefSeq names its product olfactory receptor 6C74-like. Gene Ontology annotation, molecular function: G protein-coupled receptor activity; olfactory receptor activity. NCBI's taxonomy places the organism in Eukaryota, Metazoa, Chordata, Mammalia, Perissodactyla, Rhinocerotidae. The record is from RefSeq and is a predicted model, not a curated record. Gene Ontology annotation, biological process: G protein-coupled receptor signaling pathway. Gene Ontology annotation, cellular component: membrane.
AUGGGAAACCAUACAAGAGUAACACUGUUUAUCCUAGCAGGUUUGACUGAUGAUCCACAGUUGAAAGUUGUGUUAUUUCUCUUCCUGCUUCUCAUCUACUUGCUAAGCAUCACUGGCAAUCUGACCAUCAUCACACUCACCCUGGUGGACACUCACCUUAAGACCCCCAUGUAUUUUUUCCUGAGGAAUUUUUCGUUCUUAGAAAUUUCCUACACUACUACAUGCAUCCCUAAAUUUCUGGCUACUAUGGCAACUGGGGACAAAACUAUUUCUUAUAACAGUUGUGUUGCUCAAGUGUUUUUUGCUUUCCUUCUUGGAGCAUCUGAAUUUUACCUGCUGGCAUGUAUGUCCUAUGACCGCUAUGUUGCCAUCUGUAAGCCCCUACAUUACACAAUCAUCAUGAACAGUAAAAUCUGCACACAGCUCGUCCUCAGUUGUUGGCUUGCUGGGUUCUUUACCAUCUUUGUACCUCUCCUGUUAGGUCUAGAGCUGGACUUCUGUGCCUCCAACAUUGUUGAUCAUUUCUACUGUGACACGACUCCCCUCAUGCAGAUCUCCUGCUCAGACACACAGCUCAUAGAGACAAUGGGAUUUAUUUCUGCUUCAGUGACACUCCUGGUCACGUUGGUAAUGGUGAUAAUAUCAUAUACCUACAUUGCCUUGACCAUUCUAAGAAUUCCUGCAGCUAGUCAGAGGAGAAAGGCCUUUUCAACAUGUUCUUCUCACAUGAUUGUGAUAUCCCUUUCUUAUGGCAGCUGUAUCUUCAUGUAUGUUAAACCAUCAGUUAAACAAAGAAUAUCUUUCUCCAAGGGAAUUGCAGUGCUCAAUACCUCCAUUGCCCCACUUUUGAAUCCUUUCAUCUACACUUUACGGAACCAACAAGUGAAAAAAGCCUUCAUGAAUAUGAUACAGAGGAUUGCUUCUUUCUUAAACAAAUGA